AUGAACAUGCGUGAUAUUCUGAGCACGUCCAUGGGCGAGGAGCUGCCCUGUGACGUCGAGGUGUUCCUUAUGGGUGAGGAGGUUGCCGAGUACAACGGCGCUUACAAGGUUUCCAAGGGGAGGGGGGGGAGGGGGAAGUACGGCUACAAGCGUAUCAUUGACACGCCCAAGAAGCUGGGCUUCUUGGGUCUGGCCGCGCACAGGCUAUUAACCGGAUCAUUAACUCAUCCGCCAAGCUACAUGCCCAAUGGCGACAUCCACGUGGCUAUCGUCUUCCGCGGCUUGAACUGCCGUGUUGCCGGUGUUUUGCCUCUCAUCAUUCGCAGUGCAACACCGCCCGGUAUGGCAGCGUCCCGGCCUCAAGAUUGUGUCUCCCUACGACUUGGAGGACGCUCGCGUGUCUCGUUCCCCGUGUCCAAGGAGGCCCAGGACAAGGACUUUGUGAUUGAGUUUGACAAGGCCAAGGUCAUGAUGCCGGGCACGAACGUCACUGUAGUUGCCUUCUCCCGUACGGUGGGCGAGGCCCUUAUGCCCUUGUUAAAGAGGGAACGGACGCCGAACGACCAACCACAUUGUUUCCAUCAGAAGGGCUGGGGCCAGAGCGGCAUUGGCUUCGAGAUUGUUGGUAUCAUUAUGGAGAUGGAGGCCUUUGACUAUCUGGACAACAAUCCCCUGAGCGCGUGA
Molecule: messenger RNA, 684 nt
Organism: Phytophthora nicotianae INRA-310
Lineage: Eukaryota; Oomycota; Peronosporomycetes; Peronosporales; Peronosporaceae
Exons: 5
Coding region: 1-684 (227 amino acids)
Biological process (GO): pyruvate decarboxylation to acetyl-CoA
Molecular function (GO): pyruvate dehydrogenase (acetyl-transferring) activity
Source: RefSeq, a predicted model, not a curated record